UCGAGAAUACUCACAUCUGAGGUGUUUAAGGGACCAAAGGCCGCUUCUAUAUACAGGGCGGAAGCCAGAAUUUCGCAAAAUAUCAUCAGUGGCUGCAGCAGGACACCAAUGGGCAACGCCUUUAGUUCUCUGGCCAACGUUUCGGUUGCUUCCGAGCUAAAAUUUCGACACGCGGAGGAAUGUGGGAUGUGUUUGGACCAGUUCGAUGAUUUGAGACGAGUGCCUAAGAAACAGAGUUGUGGACACACGCUGUGUUUGGCCUGCUUCCGUGCCAACACAAACGCCUUCGGAACUUUUGAGUGUCCCUUCUGUUAUGCAGAGGCCGAUUACGAGAGGCGGGGUUUGGAAGCUAUCCAGCGCUGCAGGGAAUUAUACGCCCAACAACGUGAAUCAAAUGAAGAUGUGACCGACUCUGCUCACGGACGUAGAGCACCAUUCCAGAUGGUGACCAAGAGUUACCUGGAUGUUUACAAAUACUCACGUCCAAGCAGUUCUAUGCCUCUGAAGAUUUGUAAUGUAAGCAAGAGAUAUUUAAAUUCCACAGAUGUUCAAUCAGCAGCAGUGACCAGGGAACCCAGAGACAAUAAGGUCCUCCACAUGUCCCGUUCUUCAGUCAGCCGUAUUAAUGAGGAUCUCCCGAUGGCCAGCACUUCGAGUAGCCGUGUUAGUGAGGUUCUACCCGUGGCCAGCACUUCGAGUAGCCGUGUUAGUGAGGUUCUAUCCGUGGCCAGCACUUCGAGUAGCCGUGUUAGUGAGGUUCUACCCGUGGCCAGCACUUCGAGUAGCCGUGUUAGUGAGGUUCUACCCGUGGCCAGCACUUCGAGUAGCCGUGUUAGUGAGGUUCUAUCCGUGGCCAGCACUUCGAGUAGCCGUGUUAGUGAGGUUCUAUCCGUGGCCAGCACUUCGAGCAGUCAUGUCAAUGAAGUUCUUCCUGCAGUGGAAUUUGUAAGGCGCCGUGAUACUAAGACAAAUCCUUCAUCGGGCAAAUCAAAUGAAGCUAUUGUUCUUCCUCCCAACACCCUGCUUCUCCCUGCUGAGUGCACUUCAACUGAAGAUGAGGUCCCUCCUUCAGCACGCACCUCGAGUCCCCCCAACACCUUGCUUCUCCCUGCUGAGUGCACUUCAACUGAAGAUGAAGUCCCUCCUUCAGCACGCACUUCGAGUCCCCCCAACACCCUGCUUCUCCCUGCUGAGUGCACUUCAACUGAAGAUGAAGUCCCUCCUUCAGCACGCACUUCGAGUCCCCCCAACACGUUGCCUGCAGAGGACACUUCGAUUUCCCGUGAAACUAUUGGUUUUUCUGCAACUUUCAAUAUAAGUAACAUUUUAAGUCAAAAGGAAAGUGGUUGGUUGAAUUCUCAGUUAAAGCCAAUUAUUUUAGUAUAAUUAUUUUAGUAUAAUUAUUUUAGUAUAAUUAUACAA
Messenger RNA from Cherax quadricarinatus, 1422 nucleotides. The record is from RefSeq and is a predicted model, not a curated record. NCBI's taxonomy places the organism in Eukaryota, Metazoa, Arthropoda, Malacostraca, Decapoda, Parastacidae.